Molecule: messenger RNA, 1340 nt
Organism: Calidris pugnax (ruff)
Lineage: Eukaryota; Metazoa; Chordata; Aves; Charadriiformes; Scolopacidae
Gene: RBM34
Product: RNA binding motif protein 34
Exons: 10
Coding region: 1-1281 (426 amino acids)
Molecular function (GO): RNA binding
Source: RefSeq, a predicted model, not a curated record
AUGGGGAGCCGGCGGCGGGCGGCGGAGCGGCGGGAGGCGCGGGGCCCGGCGGCGGAGGAGGGGUACGCGGUGGGGCAGGUGGCGGACAGCCUCGGGCCGGGCGGGGCGGCCGCCGCGCCCCUCGCCCGCCUCUUCAGCGCCGCCGCCGCCCCGCCGGUGCUGGUGGCCGUGACGGGGGAAAACAAGAAAAGAAAGCGUACAGAAGAAGUCGAGAAAGUGUCAGAAGAACAGAGCUCCCCUGUCGUACCGGAGCCUGCUGUAAAAGCAAAGAAACCCAGAAAGAAGGAACUUUCAAAAGCGCAGAAGAACCUGGGAAGCAGAGAGAGCGCUUUGCAGCGGGCAGAUGAAGAGGAGGAGCAAAAACUGAUUCAAAACAAAGCGAAGCAAAAAGAAGGGGCUUCUCGUGCCGUCACCAAAAGCAUUGUUAAUUCAGAUACAGGCACUACUGCCAAACAACAGAAGAAAAAACAGGUGAUUGAUGAAACGGUCGACAGAAGAACAGUGUUUGUUGGAAACUUGCCUGUCAGCUGUACUGUUCAGGAGCUGAGAUCUCUUUUUAAAGAGUAUGGACAAAUUAAAUCCAUUCGAUUCCGGUCUUUGGUUCCAGCAGAAGAUGUUUUAUCCAAAAAGUUAGCAGCAAUAAAGCACAAGGUGCACCCUAACGCGAAGUUCAUUAAUGCUUAUGUUGUUUUUAAGAAAGAAUGUGAUGCCAUUAAGGCUCUAAACGAAAAUGGAAGAGAAUUUGCUAGUGGAUUUCACAUCAGGGUUGACAUUGCAUCAAAAACCAGCUCGCAUGACAAUAAGCGAUCUGUAUUCUUGGGAAACCUCUCGUAUGACAUCAGCGAUGACUCUGUGCGAGAACACUUUUCUGUCUGUGGAGAUGUAGUAGCAGUGCGCAUUGUGAGAGACAGGAGGACUGGCUUGGGUAAAGGCUUCGGCUACGUUCUCUUCGAGAAUACGGAUGCUGUACAUCUUGCUCUGAAACUCAACGACUCUGUUCUGAUGGGAAGAAAAAUACGAGUGAAGCGGUGUGGAGAGAAGUGGAAAGCACCACAGAAAAGUCACAGUCAGCCUCGUGCUCCUAAGGACAGAGCUGCUCCCACACUAAAAACCAAGAGGUGCACAAAUGAUUCAUUUGUUGGUGAAAAAGCAAACCCGUUAAAGAAGAACACCAAACCAAAAAGACUAAAAACUAUUCCCAGAAAUAAAGCUGGGAAAAACAAAAAGUCUUUUGAUAAAAAUCAAACGUAUAACAGCGUUAAUUAUUCUUAUAAAGAUUGAUGUAUAUAAGAGUUUUCUGUCAUAAAUUUUGUUUGCUAAUACAGCUGUAGUUGUUCUCA